AAACUGAAGAAAGGCGAGGAUCUCCAAUAAAACGAUGGCUGCAAUCAGAAAGAAGCUGGUGAUCGUGGGUGAUGGAGCCUGUGGGAAGACCUGCCUCCUCAUAGUGUUCAGCAAAGACCAGUUCCCUGAAGUGUAUGUGCCCACGGUGUUUGAAAACUAUGUGGCAGACAUCGAGGUGGAUGGGAAACAGGUGGAACUGGCCCUCUGGGACACGGCGGGUCAGGAGGACUACGACCGGCUGAGGCCCCUCUCCUACCCCGACACUGAUGUUAUCCUCAUGUGUUUCUCCGUGGACAGCCCCGACAGCUUGGAGAACAUCCCGGAGAAGUGGACUCCUGAGGUGAAGCACUUCUGUCCCAACGUGCCCAUCAUUCUGGUGGGGAACAAGAAAGACCUGCGUAAUGACGAUCACACACGCCGAGAGCUGGCUAAGAUGAAACAGGAGCCGGUGAAGUCAGAAGAGGCGAGGGACAUGGCGAACCGCAUCAACGCCUUCGGAUACCUGGAGUGCUCGGCCAAGACCAAGGACGGAGUGAGGGAGGUGUUCGAGAUGGCCACCAGGGCGGCGCUGCAGGCCAAGAGGCGAGGCAAGAAGGGCGGCUGCACUGUGCUAUAGAGCGUCAGGGCACACAGGGCUGGGUGGGGAGGGGGGGGACAGACCAGGCCAAGUAACACCCCCUCUCUGUGUCCUCUGGGGCACCAAGCUGGGCACAAUUGAUUGGGGCAUUAUAGGGAGAAGCUAAGAAAGUCCAACAUGGCUAAAGGGGUAACAAAGAAAGAUCGAAUGCAGUAGAGUGGUGCAGGAAUGAGUCCUUAACCCGGAAAUGAGUUAGCAUUUAGACACUUCCUGGCUCCCUCAUCUCGAAUGUUUUUUUUCUUCCAGAAAUAAAGUAUUUGGUUAAUGCAAGCUUUUGAGAUUUUCACGUUUUAGUUCUACGACAGGAAAUAUGUAAGUAAAUACCCCACUAACAGCAGUUGCUUAAAAGUUACAACAUUUGACUACAUAACGCCAACACGCAAAAUAUUAGCCACCUUUAGCUUAGCGAUGUUGACAUGUUUUUUUGUUUAGAUCAUUAUGUUGGCUUUUUACUUCUGGCAGUUGCAUUUAAGUAUCAUAAAAGUGGUGUUAAUAUGUGGAGAUUAUCCUGCUGAGCAAAACGUGCACGUAUCAUAAACGUCUGUUCCAAAAUCCAAUACAAAUAAUCCCAUUGCUUUUAGCCGAGGGAGCCCUUGUGCUUACUUCCGGGUCUGCCUACAAGAUCACAUCAUCACUGCACCGCUCUAUAGACAAAGUCAGUGUAUAGAUUGUAGUACAUGGUUAAAGCUUUCAAAUAAAACUGCUAUGAUCUUAUGAUUAGGAUACAUGAAAUCAUGGAGAGAGCAUGAAUCACUCAUGCCUUUUUAGUGUGGAGGGUUUGUAGUUUUUUCUGGUCUCCUCUGUCCUGAAUUCACUGCUUCAGUGCCCCCCCGAUGUAUGCCUGCCUUUCUAAGUGUUGGGAGAGUUCCAUGGCCUGCUGUGUGACUGUUCUCUUCUUUCUUUCUCCUAUAUUACCCAGGGGCAAUAUAAACUGUAUAUGGCCUUUCUGUUCCAUUACGCUGAUUAUUGGCAUUCGAGCAUAAAUAUGUGAUGGUAUGAGACCAACUUAUUUGAGUGUUUUAUACAAGCCUGUUAAUGAAUGCAACAUUAACAAAGAUUAAGCCAAGCUUAACUUGGCUUUCAAGUCAGAAUACUGUUUGUGAUUCAAUGGAUCAGGAUUGUCAAACACUGUCAACAGUUGAGUAUUAAAAGGUUAACAAAAUGAAAGAAGCUGUCAUUUUUCAAAGAGUAUUGGGGCCUUAAUGUCCCUCCUCUACAGAGAGGGCCACACAUUGAUGUAAAACAGGUUUAUAUUAGAGGAACGCCUUUAUUUUAAUUUCCCAUGAGUAUAUUUUAUAUCAUAUUUUAGUAAUGCGCCUCCAUGUUUUCUUAUCUUUUUAAUUUGUUAAUGCAAGCUCAACUCGUCCUCCACGUUACAGGUCUCUAGAAACAUUCUGUAUAAUGUGCAUUUCCACAGCAUUAUUUAGGUUCACAGCCAUGUCCAUUUCUUUUUAACAGCUUUUUUAAAAGUCUAUUUUUUAUUGUAUUGCUGUUAAGCUACCAUCAAGGACAUGCACACACUACUGAGUUUAUAUUUCAAACUUGCCGCAGGUCAUUCGAUUUUCCCAGUUUCAGUGAGGCUGCUGUGGAAAUGUACAUUAUACUGACGUUAGAGAGAAAUGAUCUCAAGUAAUAGCAGCCUGUUUUUAACUCAGCCAUCAUUUGUUGUUCAGUUGUUCGACACUCCCAUUUUGAAAGCAUUGGUUUUUAUUUGGAAGUGUUUGGUGUACCUGUCUUCCAGGGCCUUAUUGGAAGUGUUUGGUGUACCUGUCUUCCAGGGCCUUAUUGGAAGUGUUUGGUGUACCUGUCUUCCAGGGCCUUAUUGGAAGUGUGUUUGCAACUCUUCUUUGUUCUGCUUCUUAUUCUUUUGUAUGUUAUUUUAACUACAUGAUAUUCCACUGGCUUAUGUUGUAUUAUUUGCACACCGCUUAAAACAAAACCUCAGUGUGUGGUAUACACACUUUGAAAAAAAAAAAGUCAAAUUAUGAAAUGCUAAACGCAAGCAACCUCUGGUUAUUUGUUAGAGGAAUAUUGUUUUGUAACGUAUCCUCGCAUUUCUCCAGUUGUCUUUUUGUAAUGUAUUCUAAAGGAAAUAAAUUGUAACUGAGAAUGACCAAA
Trematomus bernacchii (emerald rockcod) is the source of this 2755-nucleotide messenger RNA. RefSeq names its product rho-related GTP-binding protein RhoA-C. The record is from RefSeq and is a predicted model, not a curated record. Gene Ontology annotation, biological process: small GTPase-mediated signal transduction; stress fiber assembly; cell migration. Gene Ontology annotation, molecular function: GTP binding; GTPase activity. Gene Ontology annotation, cellular component: dendritic spine; cleavage furrow. NCBI's taxonomy places the organism in Eukaryota, Metazoa, Chordata, Actinopteri, Perciformes, Nototheniidae.